AUGGACUCCCUAGGUGGUGGCGGUUUCGGCAACGCCGACUUGAGCAAGCUGUCCGACCGCGACAAGCAGGAACUGCAGCAAUUCGCUAUGAAUGAGGGACAGAAGGCUAGGAUUCAAUCUUCGAUACACUCCCUCACCGACACAUGUUUCCGCAAAUGCAUCCCCGCGGGUACCGUCAAGGCGGGCAAAUUGGACAAGUACGAGGAGCCGUGCAUGCGGCAGUGUGUGGAUCGGUUCUUGGACGCGAAUAUGGUUGUGCUGAGGGAGUUGGAGAGGUUGAGGGGAUAG
Molecule: messenger RNA, 288 nt
Organism: Alternaria ethzedia
Lineage: Eukaryota; Fungi; Ascomycota; Dothideomycetes; Pleosporales; Pleosporaceae
Exons: 2
Coding region: 1-288 (95 amino acids)
Source: RefSeq, a predicted model, not a curated record